AUGGGCAAAACAGCGAUCCUCGUGUAUCUAGUCGUUCCUGCCGCUUUGUCCGUCGCUCUUUUUUGGAGUGACGCGGUGGCGGCGCAUUUGCCCAACGACAGCAGAGUUCUCUUUCUGGAAUUCUGCGUGACGCACGGCCUUCUCGCUGGAUUGGCAUACUUGACGAGGGCCGUUUACGUGUUCAUCUACAGCCCGCUCGUAAUCUACGGCGAUGAGGGAAGAGAUUCAUACUUCAUAGAAAAAGGGCAGGCAGGGAUAAACAGGGAAGAUGCCAUUGCAGCGAUGAAGCGAUCGCGGAAAAUCGAAGACAUGCCACCUGUGUAUCCCAACGGUUGGUUCAUUGCCUGUACCUCAGCGUCGCUGAAGAAAAUGGAGACGAAAUACGUUCACAUGCUGGGUUUGAAUCUGGCUGUGUUUCGUGGGGAGAGUGGCCGGGCUUACAUCAUAGAUGCCUACUGCCCUCACCUGGGCGCUAACCUGGCAGUUGGGGGGAAAGUGACCGGGGAGUGUAUAGAAUGUCCGUUUCACGGCUGGACGUACCAAGGAGAGGACGGCAAGUGUGUUAAGAUCGCCUACGCAGACAAAGUGCCAGACUUUGUCAAGGUUCCAACCUACCGGUCCAUGGAGAUUAACAAUAUGAUCCUGCUGUGGUACCACGCUGAGGGAGAAGAGCCGUCCUGGUACCCGCCCGAGUUGGAGAAAAUCAAGAGUGGGGAGAUGACCUUAGACGGUACCUUUGAGUUUUACGUGGACUGCCAUAUCCAGGAUGUCGCGGAAAAUUCCGCCGAUGAGGCGCAUUUGCAGUACCUGCACGGACCGUAA
Molecule: messenger RNA, 822 nt
Organism: Acanthaster planci (crown-of-thorns starfish)
Lineage: Eukaryota; Metazoa; Echinodermata; Asteroidea; Valvatida; Acanthasteridae
Product: cholesterol 7-desaturase nvd-like
Biological process (GO): cholesterol metabolic process
Cellular component (GO): cytoplasm
Molecular function (GO): 2 iron, 2 sulfur cluster binding; oxidoreductase activity
Source: RefSeq, a predicted model, not a curated record